UAUUGUGACAGAUGAUGUAGCAUAUAGACUAUACCAGACAUCGAUGUAACGCGAUGAGUUGGUGGGGACACUGUUAAAGGAGUUGUAGCAAUGCUAAAUGUAGAUGAACUGCUCGGCUGCAUCGGAGACUUCGGACCCUAUCAAAAGCGGAUCACAGUACUCGGAUCCCUUCCUGCGUUACUUUUUGCUUUCGUGCUGGUCGGCGUCGUGUUCCUCGGAUACACUCCAGAUCACUGGUGUCAGUCUCCGGGAAUAGAUGACAUCCAAGAAGAAUGUGGAUUGACAGAGAGCCAGCUGAAGAAACUGACCGUGCCGCGCAACGAGGGGUCAGGCGAUCUCAGACGCUGCCAGAGGUUUGCGGUGGACUGGACCAACUGCAGUGACCUUAGCCAAUGGCACUUAACGACACAUUUCAACCAGACUGUUUCAUGCGACAGUGGGUGGGUUUUUAAUAAGACCCGCAAUACGAUUGUUUCCGAGUUUUCUUUAGUUUGUGAGGAUUCAUGGCUCGUUGGUCUGGCCCAAGUAUUCCUCGCAGCAGGUUUCUUCAUUGGCUCUUUUGUCAUGGGAUACUUGGCUGACAGGUUUGGCAGGAAGCCAUGUUUUAUUGUGUCAAUGUUUGGCCUUGGAUUAUCAGGAAUAGGUGUCAUGCUUUCGCCUAAUUACCCCCUACUGUUGUUCUUCCGGUGUUUGCAAGGAUUUUGUGGAAAGGGAGCAUGGACAGCCACCUACGUUCUUGUGAUAGAGUUCUUUGGAUCGAACAACCGGAAAUUUGUGUCUGUGGUAUUCCGUACCUUCUAUUCCGCUGGUAUGGUCAUUUUACCUUGCCUGGCCUACAUCAUGCCUUCAUGGAAAAUGCUGCAGCUGGCCAUGACCCUACCCUCCUUCCUUUUCAUCUCAUACUACUGGUUCAUUCCGGAAUCUCCUCGCUGGUUGUUAUCCCAGAGAAGAAACAAGGAGGCCAUGGCUGUUGCUGAGCGCAUUGCCAAGUGCAACAAGAGAACUCUCCCACUUAAUCUCAAAGAGUUGGAUGUUGUGCAGGAGAAACAGGUGGUCAGUCGUCCGUCCUUUAUGGACUUAUUCAGGACAAAAAGGAUGAGGAAAAACACCCUGAUCCUCAUCUAUGCCUGGUUCACAAGCACUGUUGUUUUCCAAGGCCUGGUCUUACGUCUUGGGAUCACAGGAGACAACAUCUUCCUAGACUUCUUCAUUUCUGCCGUAGUGGAGCUACCCACUGGUCUGAUAUUCUACGUGUUGGUAGACCGGAUGGGACGGCGCCCCCUAAUGGCGGUCUCCAACUUCAUUGGAGGUGUCUCUUGUCUCAUAGUCCCCUUCGUGCCCAUGGACCUCCUGUGGUUGAAGAAAAGCAUAGCCAUAAUUGGGAGGCUGUCUGUAGCUAUUGGGUUUGAGACAGUUAACUUUGCCAACACAGAGCUCUACCCUACACCCCUCAGGAACCUGGGAGUGUCUGUGUGUUCCUCAGCCAGUGACAUUGGGGCGAUCGCUGCCCCAUUCCUACUCUACAGGCUGGCCAGCAUAUGGCAAGAGUUGCCUUUGUUUCUCUACGGUGCCAUGUCUGUGCUGUACAGUGGACUGGUGAUGCUGCUGCCAGAGAUGAGAGGAGUGGAUCUGCCUGAGACCUUGGAGGAGGUGGAGAUGUUGAAAUGGGGCAAGCAUAAAGAAAAGCAGUCAAACGGAAAUGAGUCAGUUGUUGGACCUCUGACUUCAACUUGCUAGCUGUGAAGAUGCUUUCUCGGAAUCCACUGACAACUCUUAAACUCCGUCAAUGUUAUAAGACUGAGCUGCUGCGGAUACUGUGGAAAAAAAAUUGAUUUCCUGUGUGCUUAUAUUAUUCACUAAUCAAUAAAACUAGUCAUUGGAUACUAGUUAGUAUGUUCUCAUGUGAGCUUGCUAUUAAUAAGAGUAGAUUGUGUCUGUGUGUCAGGGUUAAUAGAUGUUCGGAGUCAGGAGAAAGUGCUGUGUAAGCGUCCCUUGUCAUGACUUCAAGGAGAACUCCAACUAUGAUCUCUCUAGAGUUGUCAUGUGUUGGGAGCUGUGAAUCUCUUUCUCUGAUACUGUUGUAACGUUAUUACUGCUUGACUGUCACUAUGUUUACAUUCUUGUGCCCUAUAAAAGAUGGUCCUCUGGCCUUCAGAGCAGAGAGAGACAUGAUUGAGACCUAAGCCUGGUGUUGUGUUGUCAUUUAUUGUCAGAGGUCUGGUUUUCUCUCCCAAUCUGCAGAUUGAUCAUGCUUAUUAAAAUCCAGAACUC
Molecule: messenger RNA, 2271 nt
Organism: Hypomesus transpacificus
Lineage: Eukaryota; Metazoa; Chordata; Actinopteri; Osmeriformes; Osmeridae
Gene: slc22a3
Product: organic cation transporter 2
Exons: 11
Coding region: 91-1737 (548 amino acids)
Biological process (GO): transmembrane transport
Cellular component (GO): membrane
Molecular function (GO): transmembrane transporter activity
Source: RefSeq, a predicted model, not a curated record